This is a messenger RNA of Acanthosepion pharaonis, 516 nucleotides long. The record is from the annotation of a GenBank genome assembly. NCBI's taxonomy places the organism in Eukaryota, Metazoa, Mollusca, Cephalopoda, Sepiida, Sepiidae.
AUGCCCAAUAUUAGGGCAUAUAUUGUUGAUCUACACACAUCCUCUCAGCGUCAAUUUAAAAGUAUAUCUACAAGAAAAUUUAAUCUAUCUAUCUAUCUAUCUAUCUAUCUAUCUAUCUAUCUAUCUAUCUAUCUUCUAUCUCACAAUUAUUCAUAUCAAUCAGCAUAUUUUUAUAUCUAUCUAUCUAUCUAUCUAUCUAUCUAUAUCUAUCUAUCUAUCUAUUUAUUUUUAUCAAUCUAUUAUAAUCUUCAAUCUUUUAUCAAUAUUCAUAUCAUAAUAUUUUUCUAUCUAUCUAUGAUAUUCAUAUAUAUUUAUCUGAACAUCUCUAUCUAUCUAUCUAUCUAUCUCAGAAUAUUCAUUCAAUCUCAAAAACAAUCUUCAUCUAUCAAUCUUUUCUAUCUAUCAUAUCUAUCUAUCUAUCUAUCUAUCUCAAGUAUUUAUCUAUCAUCAUAUCUAUCUAUCUAUCUAUUUUAUCUAUUUCUAUCUAUCUAUUCUAUCUAUCUAUCUUUUCAUUAA